ACGAUUGUGAAAUCAUCGAUGUGCUCGGGUAUUGAAAAAAACUGUAUGCUGGGGCUGCCAAUCUAUGAAAAUGAAAACUCAGUCUGCUGAGAAUUUUCAUAAGAGCUAAAACAAAUCUAACGCAGUUGAACCGAAAAACGCAACUCAAACAUGUCAAACCUGAGGAAAAUGAAAGACGAGGAGCGUGAAUCCGAAUAUGGUCGCGUCUACGCCGUCUCUGGUCCAGUCGUCACCGCCGAGGCUAUGUCCGGCUCUGCUAUGUACGAGCUGGUGCGUGUCGGCUACUAUGAGCUGGUGGGUGAGAUCAUUCGUCUGGAAGGUGACAUGGCCACCAUUCAGGUGUACGAGGAAACCUCCGGUGUCACUGUCGGCGAUCCGGUGCUGCGCACUGGCAAACCUCUCUCAGUUGAGCUGGGCCCUGGUAUUAUGGGCAGCAUCUUUGAUGGUAUUCAGCGGCCAUUGCGAGACAUUGGCAUCAUGACCAGUUCCAUAUAUAUACCCAAGGGUGUCAAUACACCUGCAUUAUCGCGCAAGGAGAUGUGGGAAUUCAAUCCACUAAAUGUGCGUGUUGGCUCACACAUCACAGGCGGAGAUCUGUAUGGUGUGGUGCAUGAGAAUACACUGGUCAAGCAGCGUAUGAUUGUGGCACCGCGUGCCAAGGGCACAGUGCGUUACAUUGCCCCCGCAGGCAACUACAAUCUGGAAGAUGUUGUGCUCGAGACGGAGUUCGAUGGCGAGAUCACCAAACAUACUAUGCUGCAGGUGUGGCCAGUGCGACAACCACGUCCCUGCACCGAGAAGCUGCCGGCCAAUCAUCCACUCUUCACAGGACAGCGUGUGCUCGACUCGCUGUUCCCUUGCGUCCAGGGUGGUACCACUGCCAUUCCCGGUGCUUUUGGCUGCGGCAAGACUGUCAUCUCUCAGGCGCUAUCCAAGUACUCCAACUCCGAUGUCAUCAUCUAUGUCGGUUGCGGCGAGCGUGGUAAUGAAAUGUCUGAGGUACUCAGGGAUUUCCCUGAGCUCACCUGCGAAAUUGAUGGCGUCACUGAGUCUAUCAUGAAGCGCACAGCUCUGGUGGCCAACACCUCCAACAUGCCUGUCGCUGCUCGCGAGGCUUCCAUCUACACUGGCAUCACGCUCUCCGAAUACUUCCGUGAUAUGGGUUACAACGUGGCCAUGAUGGCGGAUUCUACCUCGCGUUGGGCCGAAGCUUUGCGUGAAAUCUCUGGUCGUCUGGCUGAGAUGCCUGCGGAUUCGGGUUAUCCAGCCUAUUUGGGUGCUCGCUUGGCUACCUUCUAUGAGCGCGCUGGACGCGUCAAGUGCUUGGGUAACCCUGAGCGUGAGGGAUCCGUGUCCAUUGUCGGUGCUGUGUCGCCACCUGGUGGUGAUUUCUCUGAUCCCGUCACCUCCGCCACUCUGGGUAUUGUCCAGGUGUUCUGGGGUUUGGACAAGAAGCUGGCGCAGCGCAAACAUUUCCCUUCCAUCAACUGGCUCAUCUCCUAUUCCAAAUAUAUGCGCGCUCUCGAUGAAUACUACGACAAGAACUUCCCUGAAUUCGUGCCACUGCGUACCAAGGUCAAGGAGAUUCUGCAGGAGGAGGAGGAUCUGUCUGAGAUUGUGCAACUGGUCGGCAAGGCAUCGCUGGCCGAGACAGACAAGGUGACCCUUGAGGUGGCCAAACUGCUUAAGGAUGAUUUCCUACAACAGAAUUCCUACUCGCCCUACGAUCGUGUGUGUCCAUUCUACAAAACUGUUGGCAUGCUGAGGAAUAUAUUGGCUUUCUAUGAAACAGCACGUCAUGCAGUGGAAUCGACAGCUCAGUCAGAUAACAAGAUCACAUGGAACACCAUCAGGGAAUCAAUGGGCGGCAUUAUGUAUCAGCUUUCCUCAAUGAAGUUCAAGGACCCCGUUAAAGAUGGUGAGCAAAAGAUCAAAGCGGACUACGAUCAGCUGUAUGAGGAUCUGCAGCAGGCCUUCCGAAAUCUGGAGGAUUAAGCAACAAAUACCAAAGAAACUACAACUACCAAAACAAAACCAAAAAAAAACCAAACGAAAUAAGCAACCAAA
Molecule: messenger RNA, 2067 nt
Organism: Drosophila sulfurigaster albostrigata
Lineage: Eukaryota; Metazoa; Arthropoda; Insecta; Diptera; Drosophilidae
Product: V-type proton ATPase catalytic subunit A
Exons: 5
Coding region: 151-1995 (614 amino acids)
Biological process (GO): proton transmembrane transport; ATP metabolic process
Cellular component (GO): lysosomal membrane; proton-transporting V-type ATPase, V1 domain
Molecular function (GO): ATP hydrolysis activity; ATP binding; proton-transporting ATPase activity, rotational mechanism
Source: RefSeq, a predicted model, not a curated record